AUGGCGCCACGCAAAGAGAAAAGUGAUAAAGAGAGUAAGGAAAAGGGAGAAGAUGGAGCAACGAUGAUUUUAGAGUACCUUCGCGAUCGACAUCACUGCCAAUUUGCACAACAAGCAUAUACCGUCAAGGCAUUGAAAGAGAUGCACGAGCGGAAGGAAAUCGAAGCACGUGUUGCUGGCAAACAAAUCGUCUACCACGCCCUCCAAGACGGCCCCUCAGACUCCACCCCAGCACAACUUUCCGCACUUGACAGCGAACUAACCAACCUUCGCGCACAAAUCGCCUCAACAAAACAAUACGAGAAAGCCCUCCGUGCGGAACUGGCAGCCCUCAGCGCACGUGUACCUACAGACGAACUACGAGAAAUCGUAUGCAGGCUGGACCGGGAAAAGGAAGAGGUAUUAGGUCGUCUUGCGCCGUUGAGGGAUGGGAGGGUUGCGACGAGAGUGCUUUCAGUGGAAGAGCAAGAGAGAGUAGAUGGGGAGUGGAGGAUGUGGAAGGGCAGGGCUGUGGGGAGGAAGAGGAUUUGUAGGGAGGUGUGGGAGAGGUGUUCGGAGGUGCUGCCAGAAGGGAUUAAGAAAAGCGAGGAAUUGUGGGAGACUCUGGGACUGGAGGGGAGGUUGUAA
Blastomyces gilchristii SLH14081 is the source of this 627-nucleotide messenger RNA. RefSeq lists its product as uncharacterized. The transcript is spliced from 5 exons. NCBI's taxonomy places the organism in Eukaryota, Fungi, Ascomycota, Eurotiomycetes, Onygenales, Ajellomycetaceae. Gene Ontology annotation, molecular function: recombinase activator activity; double-stranded DNA binding. The record is from RefSeq and is a predicted model, not a curated record. Bases 1 to 627 code for a protein of 208 amino acids. Gene Ontology annotation, biological process: homologous chromosome pairing at meiosis; meiotic strand invasion involved in reciprocal meiotic recombination; meiotic joint molecule formation. Gene Ontology annotation, cellular component: condensed nuclear chromosome; DNA recombinase auxiliary factor complex.